Messenger RNA from Verticillium dahliae VdLs.17, 1332 nucleotides. RefSeq names its product spt3. The coding region runs from base 1 to 1332 and encodes 443 amino acids. The transcript is spliced from 4 exons. The record is from RefSeq and is a predicted model, not a curated record. Gene Ontology annotation, molecular function: transcription coregulator activity; protein heterodimerization activity. Lineage: Eukaryota; Fungi; Ascomycota; Sordariomycetes; Glomerellales; Plectosphaerellaceae. Gene Ontology annotation, cellular component: SAGA complex. Gene Ontology annotation, biological process: transcription by RNA polymerase II.
AUGAGUGGCAUUUCCAACCAAGGCCUGAUCGACUUCCCCGCAGGCGCGACGUCGAAGUCUGGCCCGAACCACCCCACCCCGCGGCCUGGAUCCUCAAGAGGAAAGCGCAAAGGUCGCCCUCGUGGUGCCAGGACCCUGGCCCUGGCAUGCAGUCAGGCGCAGCAAGAAGCAGGCGAAUUGUUCCAGACAGCAUUUGACGAUACGGUCGGCGCUUGCUUCCACUCUGGCUUCCAGUCAAUCGACAAUGUUGCGGUGUCGACAGACGGCCCUCCACCCAGAGACUUGACCACAGAGCCUCAGGAGCUUACACUGUUCUAUCAUGACAUGGAAAUCCACUUGAACGACAUUUGUUUCUUGUCUGACGACUCGUUCUUGUUUGAUGAAGAAACGGCUGAAGACUUCCGAAUGAUGUACGUCUCUGGGGAGACUGCUGAACCUUCUGUCGAGACAACAAACAUUAUAGAGGGCAUCGUGCGUGAGCAGGUUGUCGAGCUACUCAAACAAUGCACCGACCAGGCGGCCCGUCGUGGAUCUCGGUCCAUCAAUAUAAACGACUUGAUUUUCCAGAUCCGCCACGACACCGCAAAAGUCUCUCGUCUCCGCACCUUCCUCUCGUGGAAAGACGUUCGCAAGAACGUCAAGGACUCUGAUGACAAGGGAGGAGACGCCGACCUCGGCGCCGGCGAAGAUCCCGUCGGCGGUGUUGCAGCCGGGGGUCCGGUGGAUGAUGCCGCAAAAAAGAACAAGAAGGCCAAGGUCGGACUUCCCUGGGAGCCGUCAUCGUUCUACCCCGUCGACGUACCCGAGCGCGACGACGAGGAAGACGAGGAAGAGGAAGAGAUGAACUUUAUCACUCUGCAGCGCCUGCGCAAGGCUGAUGAACGCACGAAAGCCAUGACAAAGGAAGAAUACGUCACAUGGUCCGAGUAUCGACAGGCGUCGUUCACAUACCGCAAGGGCAAGCGGUUUCGCGAGUGGGCCGGCUUCGGCAUCGUGACGGAUAGCAAGCCGUCGGACGAUAUUGUUGACAUUCUCGGCUUUCUGACGUUUGAGAUGGUGCAGACGCUCACGGAGGGAGCGCUCAAGGUCAAGGAGCAGGAGGAUCUCGUCAAGGCGCAGAGCGGCGGUGGCGGCGGAGUCGACGGCGAGGGCGCAUCGAAGAAGCGCAAGGCGCAGCAGGGUCUUUUUGAUCCGCCCAGUGAGGGAAAGACGCCCAUUGAGCCGCGACACGUCCAGGAGGCGUUCCGACGGCUUCAGCAGCGGCCCAAGAAGAUCAGGGCCAUGCUCAACGGCUCAAGGCUGCCGAUACACACCAAUCUCAAUAUUAUCUGA